Molecule: messenger RNA, 1839 nt
Organism: Cyclocybe aegerita
Lineage: Eukaryota; Fungi; Basidiomycota; Agaricomycetes; Agaricales; Hemipholiotaceae
Source: the annotation of a GenBank genome assembly
AUGACCCUUGUCGCGAUUACACCACCACCUGUUGGCAAAUUGGGAAUGCCCAUUGUUCACGACUUGGUGACGGUUGACCUGAGCUCAACCAAGGGACGCAUCGACAAUAUACGACAUCUCAUCAACCUUGCAAGCCUCCUUAAACCAUUGGCCGAUAUGAUCAACUCAGCCAGUAGUGAAUAUCAACCCGUGAGACAUUGUACGGUUGAAGUAACAACCACCCUCAUUGUUAAAGUGUAUACAUCUCCAGAUGCAGAAUCGCGAGUCCAACGCCUCCAGUCCGCUUAUAACAAGCUACGAGAAAAGAAGGUCCCAAAUGUAGACCAACUUAUCUCCGUCCGAGGGAAUACCGUACAUUUGGGCCCACGCGGAAUUGCUACGGAGCCAGGAGGAGAGAGUGAACUGCGGCAAUGCCUCAAAUGUGUUUUGGAGGCGCUCAUUGUGACACAUCAAAUACCUUUGUAUCAUCGCGAUAUUCGGUGGAGUAAUAUCGUCCGUGCGAUCGAAGAUCAGUCGAAAUGGUUCAUCAUAGACUGGGAAGAUGCUGCUUACCCACCUACUCUCGCGCAAGAAGAUUUUACUCCUGAGAGCCAUUCACCAGCUAUUAAGCAUGAUGGACAUGGGGCGGAAGUUGAUAUCUGGGGUGUCGGGCAUUUAAUUACGACCUGCAUGGCGGCCGAUAUUUCUAUGGGCAUGAAGGCACUUGGGCGGAAAAUAUGUGAGGAUUCGGAGAGAUUAACUGCGCGUGCGGUCCUCGACAUGAUUGAUGAAACCACCUACUAUGCUCCUCUUGUUCGACUCUCUGGAGACAUUGUCACAUUAACCAACCACCACCUUCGAUGUCCCAACAAACGCGCCUACGAUAUUCAACACCCAUUCGACAACACUCAAAGCCCUCAGACUGCGAGUAGCAUGUCGGACAACACUCGCACUGCUAUCCUUCCGUCUGCAGUACCACCCUCAAUCGCCAUUCUCCCUCCAGAGCUCCUUUGCGAAAUCUUCCUCCACGCUCACUACCUCCUUCACCACCAUCCGCACGCUUCCCUCGCCUUCCUCCCUCUCUCACACGUAUGUCGUCAUUGGCGCGCCAUCGCGCUCUCCCUUCCCGAACUGUGGUCCAACAUACCCGUCUUUCACCGCUCCUGGACGGGGGAGAUGCUAUUGAGAUCGAAGAACGCGACAUUAAGCGUGCGUGCAACAUUUGACCCAGAAUUGGAAUCUGGGUUCAGACGCGCAAAUGAGCGUGCCCUCGAAGCAGUUCUCAAACACCUCCCAACGCGUAUCGGACACUUGGAGAUUGCAGGGCUCAACCCAUACGCCGUGUUCCUCUUCCUCAAGUCCUCGUUUCCUUCCUCGCCGUCACUCCUACCCAUCGCCCAAAGCCUGCAUACCCUCCACCUCUCCUGCCCGCCUCUUACAGAUACCUCAUGGGAUGGCUACCGGCUGCUCUCGCGCUCUCUUCUUGAGGCUCCCAACCUGCGCGAACUGAAGCUUGAUAACAUGACUCUGGAUUGGGCGGACGCUUCCUUUCCUUGGAUGAAGAGAUUGGCGGUACGGAACCCGCCAGAAACGUUGUACGUCCCGCCAAGCGCGGUGCUGGCUGUGCUGAAGGAGAUGCCACUUUUGGAGGAGCUUGAGCUCGUGCAGGCUUUGGUCGAGGACGUGGGUGUGGGUGUGGCAGCGUCCACGUCGGAUCGUACGUCACUUGGAGCUGCAGUAGAGCUACGGCAUCUAAGAAAAUUCAUCGUCAAGGGAAGAGAUCGCGAAGUGGAGGCGCUCCUGGCCCAUCUCGUCCUCCAUCCUGACGUCGAGUUGGGCCUUGUGACAAGGCUUCGUUGA